This is a messenger RNA of Ilex paraguariensis (yerba mate), 520 nucleotides long. Lineage: Eukaryota; Viridiplantae; Streptophyta; Magnoliopsida; Aquifoliales; Aquifoliaceae. The record is from the annotation of a GenBank genome assembly.
AUGCCAAUUCCAAUUCCAAUUCCAAUUUCAAUUCCGCUUCGAGUGGAUGACCGAGCACCGCGCUCUCUCCACGCGGCUACUUGGCGAACCUCUCGUCGAAAUACGCGCCGAGUAGCCGCUUAUCGGCCGUUCUCGUUACGAGUCCGAGUAUCGACGAGUUUGGUGCUCGAAGCGGAUUGUACGAAUACGAAUUACCACCUAUACGAGCCGAGCGAGAUAAUACGCGUGGAUCGCUUCGAAUUUGUUUUCAGAAAUCGUCUGAAAAGCGAUACGAAGAAGCGCGGAGGAAAAGAUGAGAGUGGCGAUCGGGUAUUUGGUGGCUGCGCUGGUCGUGACCAGUCGAACGUUCGGUCGGCUGCGCAGAGCUCCGACGAUAGAGCAGCGCCAGUGACGGCAGCAGCGGCGGUGACCGUGGCGGCGGCGGCGGCGGCCGAAAAAGUCGACGACGGCGCGAAUAAGACGAGCGUCGCGGUCGAAAAGAUCGCAGCGUAUUCGGCGCCGGCGCCGACCUUCGUAUCUC